This is a messenger RNA of Lindgomyces ingoldianus, 1638 nucleotides long. RefSeq lists its product as uncharacterized. The transcript has 23 exons. The record is from RefSeq and is a predicted model, not a curated record. NCBI's taxonomy places the organism in Eukaryota, Fungi, Ascomycota, Dothideomycetes, Pleosporales, Lindgomycetaceae. Bases 1 to 1638 code for a protein of 545 amino acids.
AUGAGACGCCAGGGAAAGGUAAAGGAAGCCGCUCUUCCAGAGAGCGGCGAGGAAAAAUGUUAUGUGCCGACCAUGGACCCGAUCAGUUUGACAGCUCAAUUGGGCCGGGUGAGCAUGGAGGCCAAGCCUCAGCCUUCGCGUGUCGUAUUGGCUCACGUGCAUUGGUCAUGCACCGUUCCUGAACCUUGCCCCUGGCUUGCUCCGUUAAAUGAAGAGAGUGGAGGCCAAAUAAUUUUCUGGAGAUGGAAGAGGAAACACGCUGGGGAGGCCGCUAGUCAGGUGGCCGAGCUGUGCUUACCCCUCAUUUCCACUUUGGCAUGCACAGAGAUUCGCUUUAUUGAACUCAACAAAAAGAGAUCUGCACCUGAAGCUAGCGCCAUAACCGCUCGGCCACACUCCCGUCAAAUAACUCCGGAUAUCCAACCAUACCAGAAGGAUUCGGGUCGGGCGGCUAAUCCAACAUCCACUCACUCUUCAAACCCCUCGCUACUUCAUCAUCAUAGACACUUGGCGGGACUUGGGUUAUGGCUCCCACAGGUACAACAAAACGUCAUUCCAAACCAAAGGAUUUUGUUUCUUCUUACGUAUUACAACAUUGAACUUCAUUCACUAACGGGUAUGUGGCUGAUAGGCUUUGUUCUAAUUCAUGAAGUUGAGCGGGCAGACGUCAACUAUGCGCUCGCUUCUAAGAUGAGCCAUUUACUCAUUGUCCAAAUUGUGCAAUUCAAGGGAUCAUCGAAUGCAUUCACCAAGGUUUUCACACUGAGCGAGCAACAACGAUUUUGCGUAUCCUUCAUUCUAAAGGUAUUUAAAUACCCAAGUAGAACCAUCUCCCUGCUUGGCCUGCAAUCUCCACAGCAAAGCCUCCGCCAAUCAGGAAGUCGAGCUGAGCAUACACGCAACGGAAUUGGAUUAGACUUACAAAAUAUCUGGAUAGCUUCAAUGUACACAUGGUAUCCAAGCUCCGCUCAUACGGGUCUAGUAAGGCAAAAAGUUGAACAUUUGAAGACACCUGUCAUCGUGUACGUGCAUAGGGGCAUCGGGGAGAUACUCUUAUUUGGGGACGGCUUUACUAGCCCUCUUUAUAGAUCUUGUUUAACGAUUCAUUCUUUCAAUAGCACUGAACACUUUCAACGAUCGUUCAUCAAGGCCGAUUCCUCGAAUGACAGCAUCCGCAUUGCCUUGAAGGAAAUUGUAACUUCAGUGAUAUUACCCAAAGCAAGCGGAGAAUCACGUAAUGAAACAACCCAAUCGCUUUGCCUAAUCCACAAAAUGGAAUAUGAGGAAGAUUUGCCAACCGUUAUAUUAGAGUUGGUAUGUACAAAAUUGAAACAUCACAUGGGGAAUGUCAAGUUGUAUAUGCCUUCCUCGCUCUCCUCAUUAACACUUCCUGAAUUAGAUAGAAGAGGGAAGGGAAUGAGGGCCCUCAGCGGAGUCAUUAUCAGCCACGAGCCUAAAACUGGUCGAGUUCAUAGCACCUUAACAUCGAUGUCGUACCCCCGCCAAAGCGAAGCUCGCACUACACACCAUAACAAUCCAUAUGAAGCGAGGAGAGGUUCAUGCACAUUAAUCACCUAUAGGUCUACCGAACACAUCGCUUUCAAAGGAAUUCCUCCAACCGCCGACAAAGCCGUCUAA